AUGGCUUAUAAACCACAUACGUACAGCUUGCCGCCUCUAGGCUACGAAUACAAUGCGCUCGAACCACACAUUUCCGCCCAGAUCAUGGAGCUCCAUCACAGCAAGCACCACAACACCUACAUAACGAGCCUUAAUGCUGCGCUCUCGAAUCUCGCUACCGCAAGUGCUGCCGGCGACGUUCCUGGUCAAAUUGCUCUCCAGCCUCUGAUCAAGUUUCAUGGUGGCGGCCACAUUAACCACUCGCUGUUCUGGCAGAACCUCGCACCCGCCUCCUCAGCUGAAGCAAAGCCGUCAUCGGCUCCAAAGCUCACUGAGGCUAUCAAGCAGACUUGGGGUGACGAGGCGGCGUUCCGUGAGGCCUUCAAGGCCGCACUGCUGGGCAUCCAGGGUAGUGGAUGGGGUUGGCUUGUCAAGGUUGAAGGCGCAACGAAGGACGACCGGCUCACGAUUGUAACGACAAAGGACCAAGAUCCUAUUGUUGGAAAGGGCGAGGUCCCCAUUUUUGGUGUGGACAUGUGGGAGCAUGCCUACUAUCUUCAGUACCUGAACGGCAAGGCUGCAUAUGUCGACAACAUCUGGAAUAUCAUCAACUGGAAGACAGCCGAAGAGAGAUAUCUCGGUAAGCAGGGCGAUGCCUUCAAGGUUCUCAAGGCCUCAAUGUAA
Molecule: messenger RNA, 663 nt
Organism: Pseudovirgaria hyperparasitica
Lineage: Eukaryota; Fungi; Ascomycota; Dothideomycetes; Acrospermales; Acrospermaceae
Product: manganese and iron superoxide dismutase
Exons: 3
Coding region: 1-663 (220 amino acids)
Biological process (GO): superoxide metabolic process
Cellular component (GO): mitochondrion
Molecular function (GO): superoxide dismutase activity; metal ion binding
Source: RefSeq, a predicted model, not a curated record